CAAGCUUUUGAAUACCAACAAUAAUACCUCUUGAUAUUUUUAGAAUGUGGCUUCCUGCCUCAAUGAUUGACGACACCGGCUAUUUAGUAUUUGGACAAGGAAGUGAAUUCCAAUCAACGGAGAUGGUCGAUAUCGUGUUCAUGUCGGGGGGAAAAAGGAACUGUUAUUAGAUCGAAAAACCACCACAAGCGGAUUGCAGAAUUUUGUUAAUUGUACAUCAGCUCACUAACAUGGCUCAAACAGAGAAGUGAUUGGAAUGGGUUAAAGUUACUAAUUAUAUUGCAUUUCUGCUUUCAACAAUAAUAGAAACCUAUGCAUGUAUUCAGCCAUUGAGAUCGAUCGCGAAGAUGAACAUUCAAUAGACAUAUGAUGACACAACAUAUAUCCAACUUUCGAUAAUUGUUAUUAUUAAUUAUCGAGGAAGAUAAUUAGUAUAUAUUAUCAGUAGUUAGCAGAGUGCAGAGCUUAUAUUCCAAUUAUAUGAUGCAGUCAACAUAAAUCGGUCAAGGUUUAGUUAAUGGUUAAUUAGUACGUUCCUCCAUUACGUUGCAUGACUUAUAUAAGCAAUUGUGUUUUUUUUUUUAAUAAUAUGAAAAAAAGAAGUCAUCGAAAGGGGUUUGUUGGAGAAAUGCAUGAGAUCAAUGGAUAAUUCAAGGAAUAUUAUUAUGUUGUGACCAAGAAAAAACAACUAAUCAUGCAUUCUACAGAAGAAACAAGGCAGUUAUAUUGUUAUAUUACAUGACAAUUGACAGUUAUAUAUAUAUUGUCAUCGAAAGUGGAAGAAUUCAACUUAUGAUCUGCUAGUUUCAUUAAAAAAAAGAGUUUUUUUACGUUAUUAUUAUAGUGAGGCCAGGCUUUUAGUAUGCUAUUUGCUAUUUGCCGCCAACCAAAUUGCUAUUUGCCGCCAACCAAAAAAAAAAAAAGUAUAUAUAUACAUCUUUGGGUAAGGAGUUUCACAAUCUACAACAUAUCCAACUUUCAGAGAACGUAUUGAAUCAGAAAAAUUCAACGCUUGCCGGAAAAGUCACCGGAAAAUCAUCGGGAAAGCCUAUCCUCGACAUAUACUGCUUACACGCAUCAAUGAAUCAUCACUAAGCAGGUGCGUAAUUUUUUUGUAGUUUCGAACAAUUUUUCCGACGAUUUGAAACGAACAGACGGUGGGCCAAAAAUUUCCGGCGGCCGGAAUUUUUCGGCCCACCGUCUGUUUUUGCAAUUUUUCGGAAAAAUUCGAUUUUAGGAGUUGAAUUUAGAGUUUAGGAGUUGAAUUUAGCGUUUAAGAGUUGAAUUUAGCGUGUAAGAAUUGAAUUUAGAGUUUAGGAGUUGAAUUUAGCGGUUAAGACUUGAAAUUAGCGUUUAGGUUCACAGGAAUAUUGAUGUAUUAUAUUGUAAUUGUAGGAAAAAUGUCAGAGUUGUUACCGGCUGAUCGUGAUUACACACAAGAAUUUGAGAAUGGGAUCCAUUAUGCAAGUGUGGAGUUAGCUGAGUUAGCUGCAAGAACAAUCGCUCAGCAGUGUGGGUUCUUUAUUGUUAGAGGAGCAUGGAAACCGAAUACUGCUGGACUACAUCCUGUUACUGCCCUCUGUAUGUAUUGCGACAGAAGUAGUAGGAUCGUUAAGUCUUAUAAACCAGACCCUAUGAAGGAGACGCGUGGGAAUAUUAGUUCGAAGGGUACUGGUUGCCAGUUUCAGAUAUGUUUAAAGGAAGUAUGGCAAAAGGAUGGUCCAAACACAUGGGUCAUAGUGGGAGUGACAAGUCGUGAAACUGGAGCUAAUAGAGGGUUUCACAACCAUGAAAAGGUGUUGUAUCCAGAACAUCACCGACACAACAAACAGUUUAGUGAGGCUGAAAAAGAGAGGUUAAGAUUAAUGAGGAAGGCGGGGGUGAGACCAAAUCAGCAGAAGACGACACUCAAUACUGAAGGGGGUGUGCAUCAUGAUAUCAAACAGAUGUACAACAUAAAUUCCAAGACAAGAUUGGAUGAGAUGGGUGAAAUGGAUGCGAUACAGUUUGCUCUUCACGGAGCUGAACAUCGUGGGUACCAUAUCUGUUUGCAAAAGGACUCUAAUAAUGUGCUCACUAAUCUGUUUUUUGCGCACCCGACGUCCAUUCAGAUGUUGCAUGCAUGGCCGUACGUCAUCCUCAUUGACUCGACCUACAAGACCAACAGGUACAGCUGGCCAUGGGUUGAGAUUAUUGGGGUUACUCCAGUGAAGAAGAAUUUCAACAUUGCAUGUGCAAUUAUUAAGCAGGAAACAAAGGAAACAUAUGAGUGGCUGCUGCGAUGUAUUAAAGGGUUUCUCGGUGAUACGGUUCCGAAUGUCAUUGUGACAGACAAAGAAGGUGGUUUGCUUGCUUCUAUUCCUGUGGUCUUCCCUCUCCCACAUACUGUCCACCUACUAUGUUUAUGGCACGUCAACAACUGUGUGAAGCAAAAGUUUGAAGUGUUACUUGGUGGAAUUGCAAAAAGAGAGGUAGCACAAGCGGUAUGGAAGAAAUAUUUCGACAAAGCUGCAUGGAGUUGGACUCAGGAGGGUUUUCUUCAAAAGAUUAAUGAGUUUGAGAGGGUCUGGACAGUGAAGAACAUAAAAAUGGUCGACUACGUGCGAGGUGAGUGGUUGCCUCAUCAGACAAUGUGGGCAAAGUGCUACACGAACCAUGUGUUUCAUCUUGGUAACACGAGCUCGAAUAGAGUUGAGUCAUCUCACUCUUCAUUCAAGACUUUCCUUGUGUCUGGUAGAGGAGCGAUCGACACUUGUUUUGCGAAGAACCACAACUACAUGGAACAUCAAUUUCUGGAAGUGGUGAAUGAACUGCACAACUCACUAAACCGCAAUCUGAGUAAGGAAAUUGAGCCUCCGUGCACGUUUUUGAAGAGGGUCGUUAGUUCUGAGGCAAUCAAACUGAUGUUAGAUGGGGCGGCGGAGUUGAAGGAUAGUUGUGCGUGCCAUUUUCAGAUGACACAUGGGCUCAAGUGUGCUUGCCAGAUUGUUCAAGCUAAGGAAGAAGGACGUCAAUUAUAUGCUCAAGAGUUGCAUGUAUUUUGGCGGACUUUGGAUUAUAAAAACCCCCCACGUCAACAACAAGUCAGUGAUGAAAUUGAGCUUCAACGAGAACACUUUAGGCGUCUUACUGUUGAGGUGGAAGAAAGAGGUCCUGAAGCAGUGAGACAAGCAAGAGAUGCCCUAUUCUAUGGGCUUCACCCAGCAGAGGACAAUGUGAGGGAACCGGAAUUGAAUGAGAAUCCGAGAGGAUGGCCUCGAACAAGCACCAGUCGCAUUCGUUCAUAUUAUGAGCGGUCUCGUUCGAGGAGUACUGGGCCUGGUUCGAGUGGAGGUAGGGGGCGAUCGAGUGGAGGCAGAUCCCGAUCGAGUGGAGGCUGAUCCCGAUCGAGUGGAGGUGAAUCCGACAAGCAUGAUACAGGUGAGUAAUUGGUUUAAUAUCUAGUAGUAAUUGGUUUAUGUUUAUAAAUUUUUUCCAUGUAAUUUUGAUCGUUUGGUAUAUCUUUGUAGAUUACUCAUCCCAGAGCCCCCCAGGGCAAUAUUCUUACCCUUACAUCGAUGAGGUUUUUCCAGAGUUUGUUCGACCUUUGCUGGUAGGCGAUUUCAACCCUAGUCCAGACGGCCAUUGUGGUUUUAGGGCACUUUCUCAUUGUAUUUAUGGGGAUGAUAGUCACUAUCUGCUCAUGAGAUCGACGAUUGUCCAAGAAAUCCAACAACAUUUUUGGAAGUACGAGAACUUGUAUAAUGGUGGUCCACUAGCUCACAUUGACCGCAUCAAUUGGCUAGAGGCGGGUUCCGCACCACCGGGGCGAUGGAUGGAUUCUGAGGACUUGUUCGUGUUUGCCACCAUCUACAACAUCGCAGUCAUGGUCUUCACAUGCCAGGUGUUUGAUGUCAAUAAUGGAAACCGUCCACU
This is a messenger RNA of Linum trigynum, 3915 nucleotides long. Lineage: Eukaryota; Viridiplantae; Streptophyta; Magnoliopsida; Malpighiales; Linaceae. The record is from the annotation of a GenBank genome assembly.